AUGUUCGCCCGUGUUGCCUCACGAAGCACUCACGGGAUUCGCGCUUUCUCCUCGGCUCGUGUCGCUCAAGCAGAGCUUUCUUACCAAGUCUUUGGGCCCGAGAGUGGCGACGCAGUUCGUGAUCCAAUCGUAUUCUUGCAUGGACUCUUUGGAUCCAAGCAGAACAACCGGAGUAUCAGCAAAGCUUUAGCUCGCGAUCUUAAAUGUCGCGCAUUCACUCUGGACUUGCGCAACCAUGGCCACUCUUUCCAUGCGCCGGAACACAACUAUGAUGUCAUGGCCGAAGAUGUCCAAGAAUUCUUGGAGCAGCAGAAACUCGAUAAAUGCGCUGCAAUGACCGUCGCCCUUCGUUCGCCGGAGCGCGUCUCAGCUCUAAUUCCAGUCGAUAACGCGCCCGUCAACGCGAGCUUGAAGAGCGAUUUCCCGAGAUAUGUGCGGGGCAUGCAAGAGAUCGAAAAGGCUAAGGUCACAAAGCAGUCUGAUGCGGAUAAGAUUCUCCAGGAAUUUGAAGAGUCGCUUGGAAUCCGCCAAUUCCUCCUUACCAAUCUGAUUCGCUCAGAGGAAGAUAAAAAAACCAUGAAAUUCCGAGUGCCCCUCUCGGUCCUCGGCGAUUCGCUUGACAAGAUGGGUGACUUCCCGUUCGGCGAGUCUGAUGCUGUCAAAUAUGAUGGCCCCACGCUUUUUAUCGUGUCGGACGACACUGUUCCCGCUAUCAAGCGUUUCUUUCCGAACGCGCAGAUCGCUGAUAUUGAGGCGGGCCACUGGGUCAUUUCUGAGAAUCCGGAGGCGUUCCGACAAGGUAAGCAUGCGAUCUCCCUACAAUCUGAGACCGACUCGGUGCUGACUUCUGAUAGCCGUUAUCAAGUUUUUGGAAUCAUCGUAGACCCGGGGAUAUUGAAGAAAUUAGAAUAUAGUAUAUCCUAG
Penicillium chermesinum is the source of this 924-nucleotide messenger RNA. Its product is annotated as Alpha/beta hydrolase fold-1. Gene Ontology annotation, cellular component: mitochondrion. The record is from RefSeq and is a predicted model, not a curated record. The transcript is spliced from 6 exons. Bases 1 to 924 code for a protein of 307 amino acids. Lineage: Eukaryota; Fungi; Ascomycota; Eurotiomycetes; Eurotiales; Aspergillaceae.